AUGUGUUUAAUCCUGACGCUGACCCUGGACCAGCUCUCUGUGAACCUCAGCACCAACCUCAACGCCUCUCAGUCUCAGGUGGUUCAACCAAACCUGGUGGUGCAGUCGGCACAGGUCCCUGCGUCCGACACUCAGGGCGUCCAGUUCACCUCUCUCACGGGAUCUGACGUCUCCGUGGUUUCAGGAACGUCUGGCAGUUUUGUUGCCAACCGGAUUCAGCUGAACACCAACACGUCAGAGGUGGGGGUGGAGAACGGAUUCAGAGCCGACGCCCUGAUCUACGUACGAUUCCCAGCAGAAGCCGCCAGCAGACGUCAGGAGCCUUCGGGCGUCUCUCUGGGUUUCGUCCUCUACCAGAACGACCGCUUCUUCAGGUCCAGUCUCUACAGGAGUCGUCACGCCACCGUCAGGGUCCUGUCGGCCACGGUCGGAGGUCGUGAGCGCAGCGUGGUGCCACAACAUGUGGAGAUACAGUUCAGACCAACGGUGAGAAAACAGUUGAGGUUCAUAUUUAAUAUGGAUGUUAAACAGAGUUUUCUGACUGAGGAACCGCCGAACGGGACGUCUCUGUACGACUUCGCCUGUGCUUUCUGGGACUACAGCAAGGAGGACUGGAGCACCGUCGGCUGCUCCAAAGGAAACGCCUCGGACGGAGUCCUCCGAUGUUUCUGUAACCACACCACCAACUUCGCCGCUCUCUGGUCUUUCAGGGAGGACUAUAAGUACGCAGAAGCUCUGGACUGGAUUUCCUUGGUUGGACUGUCUGUAUCUGUUCUGGGUUUGGUGGUAACGAUCAUUUACCACAUUAAAGACAAGUUAAAAUAUAAAAACAUUACGACGUCUUUCUCGAAAUAUUACGACUUUUUUCUUGAAAAUACUAAAAUACAAAAUGUGACUUUAUUCCUGAAAGUUUUUCUCUUUAGUUUUCAGAAAAAGUCUCGUCAGAACAACAAGAACUCAAAGAUGGCGCUGCUGUGUAUCUACGUCAGCCUGCUGGCCUUCAUCAUCACCUUCCUCUCUGGAGUGCAGAACUCCCACCGGCAGGACGUGGGCGAGGUGCAGACUCAAACGAACGCCAUCCUGGACUCUGACGAGCACGUGGAGCCGGACGGCGGCUCGUGCACGGCGGUGGUGGCUCUGCUUCACUUCUUCCUGUUGGCCACCUUCAUGUGGAACAGUGUGUACGCCACCCAGCUGGUGCUGCUGGUCCGGACCAUGCACAGAAGUCUCCCCCCACACUGGACUCCGCUCAGUGUGGCUGUGGGAUGGGGUAUGAGACGAGUCCCAGCUGUUGUCAUGGCGAUCACACUGGGAGCUACCUACAGGGUGGACAAUCCUCUGGGAUACAGACAGGAGGAAUUCUGCUGGCUCGCAGGACUGGACAGGGACAAACAUUUUGACUUUGGGAAACCGAUGUUCUGGGGUUUCAUCCUUCCUGUGGGUCUGAUCCUGAUCUACAACACAGUGCUGCUGGUCCUCACCUGUGUGUCCAUCUGCAGGACAGACCCCCGCCUCGCCAGCACCAGUCAGUCUCUGGGGAAGAAGUUCCUCACCAGUUUCUCUCUGGCUGUGAUACUGGGUGUGUCCUGGUCUCUGGGAUACCUGGUCCUGGUCUCCUCAGAAGAAACACACUUCGCCUUCAGCAUCAUCUUCUGCCUCUUUACAACCACACAGGGUCUUCAGAUCUUCGUCCUCUUCACAGCCAGAAAGCCGUCGUUCAGAGCCACCGUCUCCCGCUCUGUGCAGUACAUCGCCUCGGUCAACGACAUGCUCCACAUGACCACGUACAGUCUGCAGAGGGUGUGGACGGGGGGGUCCGAGUCCGAGUCCGAGUCCUACAGAGACCUGAGAGACGACUGCACGGCCGGCAGCAAGACGCCGAAGGUUUCAUCACCAGAGGUUCAGGACGAAGAUCUGAAGAUAGACAUGGGACAGAGGAGGAUAUCAAUCCUCCUGACAGCUCCAACAGAGACACAAACCUGAUCAGCAUGGCUGCACACUUCCCAUCAUGCAUCUCCAGUGAGUUCCAACUCAAAGAAGACAAGAUGGAAACUUUUGUUUCGUUUAACAGAUCAAAGGAAGUCAUGUUGUUUUCUCUGGUAUUAAUGAAGCCAUGAUGAAUUCCCUCCCACACCUCCCCCUCCUCCCCUCCUCCCCCUCCUCCCCCUCCUCCCGUACACUGAGGUGAACAGUGAGUAAUGAACUGACUCCUGCUGCUGGACACAAGGUGGCAGCAUUUAGUAAGAUUUUAAAUCACACGGCCUGACGCCGAGUCACAACAAACAUGACUUUUAUUAUUUUACUACUUUUAUUACUUAUAUUUUUUAGUAUUUGAUCGAUUGUUUAAGUCAGAAUAUUUCUGUUUUCUGUAUUUUUAAUUCAUUUACUGAACAUUGCACUUCAGUGAUAGGUCAAAAUCAUUUUUCAGUUUGAAUAAAUCUAAUAAAACCUGGUGAUUUGUUGCUUCACAGUUAAAAUGAGCUACAUUAUAUAUGAUAUGUUACAAUAAAUAAUACAAUGUUUAAUAUAUCAAUAAUAAUGAUCUAAUAAUAUAACAGUCAUGACACAAACACUGGUCAUAGAAGCCUGGUCCAUCGCUGCUGCGGCACUUUAAAUAAAGGUGAUCUCUUUAUUUAAAGUCUCAACUGGACUUUAAUGGUCUGUUACUGGUCUGAACUGGUUCUUUUACUGGUCAGACCUGCACCAGUUUGACUAGUUCAUGAUGAUUUGCUUGUUAACAGAAAUACACAGGUGUGACUCCACUGAGCCACCAGAGGGCGUCCUGACACCAGCGUCCAGUGACGGUUCAGUGCCGUCUGUGUUUCCUGUGACUGUGUGAGCCGACUCCAUGUUUGUCUCAUGUUUGAUUUGCAGUCUUGGAUCUUUCCCAUGUUUUAUCUAAAUGAAAGUUGGCACGUGAACCGUCCAUCUGGUUGUGAUCAGUUAAAGGCUGUAAAAGCUGCAAACACAUGUCCUCCAUGUCCACUCUGACUUUACGUCCACUGUUUGUCUAAACAUGGGAAGAGGAAUGAGAGCUGGUGUGUUAGAGAAAGGCUGACGAGGCUCUUUAAGCCUUUAACGACCACAUGUUCCUGUUUUAUUGUCAGUCAUUAGAGUUUUCCUGCCUGCGCUCUCAGCAUGGAUCUGAGUGAAGCUCAGGCCUCCUGCAUCUUCUGUUACAAACAACAAACAAAAUGGUGGAAUUCUCCUUUAACUGCAGCUGCUGUCGAGCCUGAAAGAUCAAUAGCACUUCAUAAAUUCUCCCCCACACAUGAUUCCUCUCAGUUUCCCUUGAAUCCGCUUCAUUUAUUCAAACUAUUUCCAGGGCUGGAGACGAGAUCCAACAUGUGGAGGAGCAGAAACAGAUUUCCAUGGAAGAGCAGGCGGCUGUUUGUCCGUCCAGAGGAAAGGGCUGAUUUCAGCAGGACGGAGGAUUUGAACCUGCAGCGACCAGCGCUCUCCAAGAAGCCGUGUCAAAGGUCGAGUUCUUUAAAAAACAAAUUGCUGCAUUUCCAUGUAGAUGACACGUGGUUGCUACAGAUUUCCUAUGGUUGUCAGGGGCUCAGGAGACAGUUGCUAUGGCGUUAUGGGUGGUUGCUAGUGGGUUACUAGGUGGCUGCUAUGGUGACAACGACACGUGUCUCCUGGUUAAAUUACAGUCGCAGCACCGCCACUCAACAGGAAGCUGUGCCAGCAGACAGUCAGUGAACGUCCCAGCACGACGUUAGCUUAGCAUGAACAGGAAAACCCUGAACCCUAAACCCUGACCCAAAGUCCUGAUCCUCCUGCAGGUCCAUGACCCCCUUCCACUAGAAAACCAGGUCUCUGACCAAUCAGAGCUGAGCCUGAACUCAGUGUGGGUGGAGCCUCAAUCAACCUUAUCAGCCAUGUUUACUGGGAAACCUUGUUCACGCGUCACAGACUCGAUCCCCUGAGACUGAACCGCUUCUCUGACUACAAAGAGACACAGGACGAAACCUGAUAAAUCCAUGAGACUUAUGUAACUGUUGGUCCAGAUGUGACGGGUUUGGCUCCUCUCAGUUGCCGUAGCAGCCGUACAACACCACGCUGUCAGCUUUAAAUAUGAAGGCAGCAACAAUAGUGUUUUAUAUCUUUUUCUUUGGCAGCUCGUGUUUUCUCUUUCCCUGCUGAGUGGACGGACUGACUCAUCCUCGGCUCCGGCUCCGGCUCCAGGCUCCAGGCUCCAGGCUCCAGGUUCCAGG
Seriola aureovittata is the source of this 4223-nucleotide messenger RNA. RefSeq names its product adhesion G-protein coupled receptor G7-like. Gene Ontology annotation, cellular component: membrane. Bases 1 to 1983 code for a protein of 660 amino acids. The record is from RefSeq and is a predicted model, not a curated record. Gene Ontology annotation, biological process: adenylate cyclase-activating G protein-coupled receptor signaling pathway; cell surface receptor signaling pathway. Gene Ontology annotation, molecular function: G protein-coupled receptor activity. Lineage: Eukaryota; Metazoa; Chordata; Actinopteri; Carangiformes; Carangidae. The transcript has 11 exons.